This is a messenger RNA of Drosophila busckii, 469 nucleotides long. It is a transcript of the gene RpL30, whose product is annotated as 60S ribosomal protein L30. Gene Ontology annotation, cellular component: cytosolic large ribosomal subunit. The transcript is spliced from 4 exons. The coding region runs from base 81 to 416 and encodes 111 amino acids. Gene Ontology annotation, molecular function: structural constituent of ribosome; RNA binding. NCBI's taxonomy places the organism in Eukaryota, Metazoa, Arthropoda, Insecta, Diptera, Drosophilidae. The record is from RefSeq and is a predicted model, not a curated record.
ACGUGUUUCCGUUUCUCCUCCGGUUCUUUCUUUUUGACAACGACAGCCGACUAAGAACCUUUGUCGCUUAAACGUUCAACAUGGUUGCAGUAAAGAAACAGAAGAAGGCUUUGGAGAGCACCAAUGCGCGUCUAGCGCUGGUGAUGAAAUCCGGAAAGUACUGUCUGGGCUACAAGCAGACACUGAAGACCCUGCGUCAAGGCAAGGCCAAAUUGGUGUUGAUUGCUAGCAAUACCCCAGCUUUGAGGAAAUCCGAGAUUGAAUACUACGCCAUGUUGGCCAAAACUGAGGUCCAGCAUUACAGUGGCACCAACAUUGAGUUGGGUACUGCCUGCGGUAAAUACUUCCGUGUGUGCACCAUGUCCAUCACAGAUCCUGGAGAUUCGGACAUUAUUCGUUCUUUGCCAGACAAUUAAAUAGUUAAGCACUUAUAAUUAUCUGCAAGAAAAUAUAAAAAAAUUUUCCGGAA